CCCUCUGCCUUGGGCUGCAGCGCCUGUCCAGCGAACACCGCUUAUUCCUGACCCAGACUCUGACGAUGCAGUCCAGACUUGCCCUGAGGCUCCCGGCUGUGGCUCGGCCAGGGCUCCUGGCCCUGCGCACCCCCGUGUCUGUGCCAGCGGCCCUGCGAUUCCAAACGCCCAGAAUCUCCCGAGGGCUGCAGAUCCACAACCCGUCGAACGCACUGGUCCGCAGCCGCGGAUUUCACUCGACCCAGCCAGCGCAGAAGACCCUGCUGUUUGGCGGCGUCGCCGUGGCAUUCGUCCAAGGCACCAGAGCCUUGGUGACAGCGCUUCCAUUUUUCUACCGCUGGAAUUGGUUCUCCAGAUACCCUAAGACGAUGUGGACCCUGGCGUCCCUGCCUUUGACGGGAACCGUCAUCUUUGUGGGCCUAUCCUACGAACGACAUCCUCUGACCCAGCGGGGUCGGCUAAUGCUGAUUGACGAGGCCUCUGAACUGAAACAGUCGGACGAAGCCUUUGCCGAGCUACUGCAAACCUAUCAGGACAAGCUCCUGCCGAGCAGCGAUCCCGACGUCAAGCUGGUCCACCAAGUUGCCGCCGACAUCUGCGCCGUGGUUGGGCCAGUGCGUCCCUGGGAAGUCUUUGUGGUCAACGACGACAACAUUGUCAACGCCUUUGUCAUCCCGUCUGGCAAGAUCUUUGUGUUCACGGGUCUGAUGCGGGUGACUCCGUCGCUCGAUGCAUUUGCCGCGGUGCUUUCCCACGAACUGGCUCACGUUUUGUCGAGACACAGCGGCGAAACACAAGGCAUCCAGUACAUUACGUCGCUGGUUUUCAACACAAUCCACAGCACCGUCUACUCCAUGACUGUGAAUCUACCUUUCGUCGGCGACAUUGUCGGGAUGAGUCUCAAGACUAUGGAGCCGAUCGUGACAGAUUUGCCAUACAGCCGGAUGUGCGAGACAGAGGCCGACACGAUUGGCCUGUAUCUGAUGGCCAUGGCAGGAUACAACCCCAAGGGUGCCGUCGACUUCUGGGUGACCCUGGAUGAGCUCCAAAAGCAAAGCGCCAGCGCCAACGAGGACGACUUUGAGUUCCUGAGCACCCAUCCAUCGCACGAACACCGCGCUACGAACAUGACCGAGCAGCUGGACUCGGCCCUGGCUGUCUACGAAGCCCGCAACAAGCUCAUCGAGUCCCUCAAGGAGAAGCCCAUCUACCAUGAGCUCAAGAGCAGCAGCGAGCGAGCGCUGGCUGUCGACAGUGCCAUCGAAAAGGUUGAUCACGCCCUCUUUGAGGUGCUGGCAAAGCACAUUUCCAAGGAGGAGCCGUUCUGGUGGGCGCGCAAGGACACCUUGAACGAUAUUGUUUCGCAAAGCCACCUCAUCAAAGUCUAGUUGCUGAGCAGUGCUCAUCAGCGUGGAUCUCAUUGAAUGAUGAUCGGCGUGCAUACUGUGACCAUAUCCCUGGCUGCAUCGAUCUUGGUUUGUGGUGCAAGCAGAUCGAUGGAUUGUGGCUCGCCGGCCACAUCCUCUGCAGCGUGAGCACACCCUGCGAGAUGUUGGACUAUUCGACCGAGCACGCCGCCAAUAGACCCGUGCCAGUCGCUCCUUCCUCGGGUGAAAGUAAAGCUGCUCUGAACAGCCAAGGAGCCUCGGGCGACAAACCCGGAGCCGGAACUGGAGCCGGAACUGGAACCAGAACCGUAGCCCUUGCUCUGAUUCUACGGGAUAUAUGUGCGUGCAUUCACAUCCAGACACACUUUAUUCAGAAAAAAACGGGACAAUAUAGCCGUUUCCAUGAACAGUAGUAUGUGUUGUGCUCGCGUCUAGCAAAGCCACAA
This is a messenger RNA of Polychytrium aggregatum, 1834 nucleotides long. Its product is annotated as peptidase family M48-domain-containing protein. Gene Ontology annotation, biological process: mitochondrial protein processing; protein quality control for misfolded or incompletely synthesized proteins. NCBI's taxonomy places the organism in Eukaryota, Fungi, Chytridiomycota, Chytridiomycetes, Polychytriales. Gene Ontology annotation, cellular component: mitochondrial inner membrane. The coding region runs from base 66 to 1388 and encodes 440 amino acids. Gene Ontology annotation, molecular function: metalloendopeptidase activity. The transcript has 5 exons. The record is from RefSeq and is a predicted model, not a curated record.